AUGUUUGCCUUCCGCUGGGGAAAGAAAGACGAGUCGGAAAAGGAGACCCUGGGAAGCUACAAACUCCAGGGGACCAAAAAGGAGCCCAUCAUUAAGUGGAAGAGCAAAGGGCAGGUUGAAAAAAAUGCCAACAAAAAGAAAAAAAACGCCAUCAAGAAGAAAAAAAACGUCAUCAAAUUUAAGGCCCCGGGACGCCCGAAAAAUAAGAAAAAGAAGAACUCCUUUUUUAGCUUCGCGAGAUUCAACUUUUUCGGAAGGUCUAAAAGGAAGAGGACCCCCAGGGCGGCACAAAGGAGCCCCCAGGACGAGGCGCCCCCGCAGCGGAAGGAGGUGAAGGGGCUCAUCAAGAGGUUCGAGGUGUCGAAGGGGAAGGUGAAGCAAACCACGAAAGGGGCAGCAAAAGGGGUGGCAAACGAAACCGCGAAGGGGGUGGCAAAAGGAGUAGCCAACGAAAACGCGAAGGAGGCAGCGAAAGGAACAACCGAAGAGGGGAAAGCUAAUGUGGGCAAAGCCAAAGCGCCCACACAAACGAGCGCCGCAAAGGCUGACCCCCAAAGGAGCGACGCUCACGCAGAGCCAAUCGAAAAUGAAGAGCUGUUUGAGGUCCUAACGGAGGAGGAGAGAAAAUCCAUCGAGGUGGUUUCCCUGAUAGACGGGUCUUCCAAUGGCGACAGCUCCGAGGCAGACAGGGAUGGAAACGACGACUCGGUCGAGAAGGACGUCCCCGUAAAGAUGAAGUCCGCCUAUUCAGUUAAGAAGCAAAAGAGUGGCCUAUACCCAACCCAUGAUAAAGGCAUGUUAGUGCAAAAAUCGAGCCGUUUGGAGGGGACCCCCCUAGUAGACAAGGAAAAAAGCCCCCCCCAAAAAAACAAACAGGAUGAGAAGGACCUCGUGAUUACCCCCAACUCAGGUGCAGACCCCGGGAAGGAAAUGCAAACAAAAAAAUCGAUCCUAAAAAAUAUCCUAAAAAUGCCCCUCUCUUAUGCGUCUAGAAGUUUCAAAAGGGGCGUUUCGGAGACGGAGCAAUCGGCCAAAUUGGGGAAAGCGGAAAAAGCAGCGGUGAAGGACACUACCCAUUCGAUUCACCUCCAAAGCGACCUCGAUAAGGGGGAUGUCUCCCCCCGCGAAGAGGUCGACGCCAAGUCGGAAGACACCAACUACAGCGGCAAAAUGAACUUCAAUAAAUUUAUCCCCAAUUUUAACCUAACCAGUAAAAAAAAUGCCACCCUGAGAUUGAACAAGAAGAAAGUCGCUCCCAUGAUUAGCAGUAAGCUCAAAAUGAAUAAAAAGAACAGCCACAUUGGAAGCAGCUUUGACCAAGCGGAUGAUCUGAAUGCUGCCAAACUGGAGGAAUCAACUCUCACGCGACAGGACAUACGAGCGAAGAAGAAUCAUCUCAUAGGACGCGCUAAACUGAUGGAGAAGAACCUACACAGGAGUAUACAUGCGACACAGGAAGAUGGGGCCAAGAACAUCCAUCGUAAAAUGACAAACGACUUUACCGAAGGGGGGGGGAUUCCCUUCGACCUGCACCCGCCCCUUCUGCUCACCGAAAAUUCCUUCGACAUAUGCCCAAUAUCCCCUAUCGAGGACAUCAUAGAGGUCAUCAAUUCCAUUUGCAACAACAACAAAGAGGAGGCAGUUGCGAAGCUGAAAAUGUGCAAAGAGAACAACGAGAAGUGUUCCAGCGUGCUGAAGAUAACCCUGGAUAAGCUAAACGGGCCGGAGGAUUCCGUGCUCUCCAAUUUGACCAAGAAUAUGUAA
Molecule: messenger RNA, 1764 nt
Organism: Plasmodium vivax (malaria parasite P. vivax)
Lineage: Eukaryota; Apicomplexa; Aconoidasida; Haemosporida; Plasmodiidae
Exons: 3
Coding region: 1-1764 (587 amino acids)
Source: RefSeq, a predicted model, not a curated record